AUGGAAUUUAAUAAUUGUAAAUUUACUGAUAAUAUUAAAGAAGUUAUUGCAAUUAUAAAUAAUGUUUUCACAAUAGAAGACAUUUGGAAACACGUUUGUAUUGGUAAAACAAUAAAAGAAACGAAAUCUAAUAUAACAUAUGAAAUAAAUAAAUACAGAAGAUGUAUUAAAACCAAAUAUAAUGGAGAAGAAAAAGAAGGUGAUUGGGUUUUAAUUGAUACUAAAACUGUGAAAGAAAAGAAAGAAAGAAAAUUUAUAGAUAAGUUAUUGGGUGUUGUUAAAGUUGUAGGUGUUAUUACCCUUGCUGGUGCUGUUGUUACUGUUGGUGUUGGUAUUGGUGCUGGUAUUGUUCUUGGUGGUGCUGUUAUUGGUGCUAUUGGUGGUGCUGCUGUUGGUACUGCUUGUGUUAGUCUUGGUGCUGCUGCUAUGGGUACUAGUGUUGCUGCUAUGGGUCAUGGUGCUGCUGUUGUUGCUCUCACUGUUAUAGGUGGUGCUACUGUUAUUGGUACUAUUGCUGGUGCUGUGGAGGGUAUUACUGAUGCUCUUCCUAUUGCAGAAGCUAUUGGUGAUGUUGCUGUUGGUGUAGUUGAUACGGUCGAUGAUGAAAUUUUUUAG
Entamoeba nuttalli P19 is the source of this 615-nucleotide messenger RNA. RefSeq names its product AIG family protein. The transcript is spliced from 2 exons. NCBI's taxonomy places the organism in Eukaryota, Evosea, Mastigamoebida, Endamoebidae. The record is from RefSeq and is a predicted model, not a curated record. Bases 1 to 615 code for a protein of 204 amino acids.